Loxodonta africana (African savanna elephant) is the source of this 1300-nucleotide messenger RNA. Its product is annotated as olfactory receptor 51H1-like. Gene Ontology annotation, molecular function: G protein-coupled receptor activity; olfactory receptor activity. Gene Ontology annotation, cellular component: plasma membrane. The record is from RefSeq and is a predicted model, not a curated record. The coding region runs from base 1 to 957 and encodes 318 amino acids. Gene Ontology annotation, biological process: G protein-coupled receptor signaling pathway. The transcript has a single exon. Lineage: Eukaryota; Metazoa; Chordata; Mammalia; Proboscidea; Elephantidae.
AUGGCAGAUUAUAACUACUCCCAUUUCCAACACCUUUACUUUAUAUUAACUGGAAUUCCAGGACUUGAACAAAAGUAUUACUGGAUGGCAUUCCCACUGGGGGCUGUAUAUAUCAUCGCCCUCUCUGGCAAUGGCAUCAUCAUCUCUACUAUCAAGUCUGAAUCCUCUCUGCAUAUCCCUAUGUACUACUUUCUGUGUAUGUUAGCAUUGGCAGACAUGGGACUUGCCCUCUGUACUUUGCCCUCUAUGCUAGGCAUAUUCUGGUUUAACUACAAGUUCAUCGCCUUUGAUGCAUGCCUAGUUCAGAUGUACUUCAUCCACACCUUCUCAGCCAUUGAGUCAGGUGUUCUGGUGGCCAUGGCCUUUGAUCGGGUUGUGGCAAUCUGGAACCCUCUCAGGUACAGCACUAUCUUAACCAAUGGCGUGGUCUACAGAACUGGAGCUGUCAUCUUGACCAGAGCAGCCUGUGUUGUGUUUCCUGUGCCUUUCCUCAUCAAGAGACUCCCUUUUUACCGCGCCAACACCCUCUCCCACUCCUUUUGCCUCCAUCAAGAUGUCAUGCACCUUGCCUGUGCCAGCACCCGUGUCAACAGUCUCUAUGGCCUUAUUGCUGUCAUCUUCACUAAGGGUUCCGAUUCCCUCUCCAUCCUCCUUUCCUAUGUGUUCAUACUCUGGACAGUAAUGGCUAUCGCCUCAGGAGAGGGGCGGCUGAAGGCACUCAACACUUGUAUUUCACACAUCUGUGCUGUACUCAUCUUCUAUGUGCCACUCAUUGGAGUGUCUGUCAUUCACCGCUUUGGAACGCAGCUUUCCCCACUGACCCAUGCACUCCUGGCUAAUGCCUACCUUCUUGUACCCCCUGUGCUGAACCCCAUAGUCUAUACUGUGAAGACCAAGGAGAUACGAAGGAAGAUCACCCAGGCAUUUGUUCAAACCAAGGUGACUGCAGAGUGUUAGGGUCAGCCAGUUUGGGAGAGAAAGAAACUAUUUUGUAAAUGCCUAAUUAUGACAGUCAGAAUUAAAGGUUUAUAUAUAUGUAUUUCAUAUUUUCUGUGUGAUUUGAAUUGGGCAAAGAUAGAGUACCAGGGUCACAGAUUACACUUUUCCUCUCCUGCACCAAAUUGCCCUUUGCCUGUUAUAGAAAGAGUGGCAUCUACAAGAACUUUUGAAUGUACUGCUCUUUAGCCCCACAUUUCUGCCUUAGUAUAGAACAGUUGAAAGCAGGAAAUACUACUGAUCACAUUUUUAAUAACCCAUUUGAAAAGAAAUGGGCCAGGAGUUUUAUUAAAGCUUGUUAAAU